CCACCGGGCCUCAAGGUGAUGGUGGGGACGGGCCGUGCUGCACGUUGCCCUGCCGCGCACGCGGGCCGGGCGUGGUGACGGGCGCCGCGGGCGUUGGGGAACCCGCUGCGCGGUGUGUCUUAUGGCGCAGGGCCCGUGAGGUGCAGGAGCUGUCUCUGGGACACGAGGUAUAAGGGUUAUGACUGGUCUCUGUGGCAACAUUGUUGAACUGCUGCACUUGCUGCUUGAGAAGCACUUCCACCAAGGAGGACAAAAAAUAUCAUGUGAUGAUUUGGCCCAUACUGCUGAUCACGGUUGGGUUAUGGAGGGAAGAGACACAGGACACGGACACAAGGCCUGCAAAGAUCCAAGCAGAGACAUCCAUAUAUUCAAAACAUCUAUUUGAGAAGUGGAGAACUAGUGGAAAAGUUGCAACUUUUUGAAGAUAGAAGCCUUACUGUAUUUCUCUUGUUCAUAUCUGGAAAGUAAUAAAGGAAACCUCAGCCACAGUUCAGCAAAAUGCAGCGGAAUCUGUUCCACACUGCGGCUCAGCUGGCACAUGGGACAUGCUUGGUUCUUCCUCGCAUUGGUAUCUUUCAGUGCUUAAAAGGACAAUCAGUGUUGUCUAAUAUUGGAUGCAAAGUGAUUUUGGCACUGGACCCUCCUAAACGAUGUCUUCAUGCAGGUGCAGCAUGCUUUGCCUCAAAUAAAAGUGCUUCUUCAUCACAGCCAGCAAACAGUCCUCACAAAGUACUAGAAGAGAGAAAUCAUGUGACUUCAGCCACUGUUACACCCAAGCAGAGCCCUAUAGAAUCCGAUUCUUCAGAACCUGAUCCAUUACAAGACAAAUCAAUUAGUCUUGUUCAGAGAUUUAAGAAAACUUUUAAACAGUAUGGAAAAGUCAUGAUUCCAGUGCAUCUUGUGACUUCCACUGUGUGGUUUGGAUCCUUCUACUAUGCAGCCAUGCAAGGCGUGAACAUUGUUCCGUUCCUAGAGUUGAUUGGCUUACCAGACACCGUGGUGAACAUCCUGAAAAAUUCCCAGAGUGGAAAUGCACUAACCGCAUAUGCAUUGUAUAAAAUUGCAACUCCUGCCAGAUACACUGUGACUUUGGGAGGAACAUCCAUCACUGUUAAGUAUCUACGUAAGCAUGGCUACAUGUCCACACCACCACCAGUAAAGGAAUAUAUACAAGAUAGGAUGGAGGAAACAAAGGAUAAGAUUACAGAGAAGAUGGAGGAAACAAAAGGAAAGAUUACGGAGAAGAUGGGGGAAACAAAAGAUAAGAUUACAGGGAAGAUGGAGGAAACAAAGGAUAAGAUUACGGAGAAGAUACAAGAAACCAAAGAUAAAGUUUCAUUUAAAAAAAUAAAGGAGUAGGAGAAAUGCUUAAUUUUUGGCUAUAUCAGACUUAGCACUUUAACCCUUUGUGAGACAGGAUAUAUGAAGUGCACUUCCGAGGUGUUUUUUGUUUUGGUUUUUCCUCUUCUCCCCUUCCGAGACUACAGCUGCUUUGUGGAUUUACAAUUUCUGGAUAUUCACCGAGCUUAAAGUUCCCUGAGGGGAGAGGUCGUAAUGAGAUUUCAACUCGCAGAUGAAAAAGUGCAUCUUGGAUUAGAAGUUUGUAUGUCCAUUGGUAGUAGUGUUAAUGGCUACUCUGUCUUCUCUUUUUUCUAUCUCCACCACACACACCCUCCUCCCCAUACCCCUUAAAGAUAGUUUCUUCCAAAACCCUCUACUUUAUUCUUCCAUCAUAGUGCACAGCCAUUACACCAUUAGAUUGAAUCUUCCGUAAAUUAGAAGGAAGAUUUCUCUCUCCACUGGGAAAGGCAACAUAUUUUGGUUUUCAGAGUAUGUGGACCCAGGCCUCUUCAGUCAUGAUCAUCUCUCAACUUGAUGACAGACCAUUAUCACUGGUACUGCACAUGAAGGGGAAUCAAUGGAUUAGCUACUUGGCCUGAAUGAAUUAUAGUGACUGCAUUGACUUGAGCUGAGCUGUGAUCCUCUGGAGGCUGAGACUAUGAGUCUUUCGUGGAUGGUGUAUCUUUUCAGAAAUCUCAACUGAAAGCUCUGAGAGGAUGAAUUAAUCGCAGUAGCCAUACUGUCAAGUACACUUUGUUUCCUAAAGUUGAUUUACAGUAGAAAAUUAUUAAAUGAUAUUAAGAAUUGUCUAUUAAAAAUUAGGUUAUUUUUUUAUCACGUGAAAGUUUACAAAACUGUUCUAUUUCUUUUUUUGGAGAAAAAAAAAAGCAAACCAAAACCCUGAAU
Molecule: messenger RNA, 2247 nt
Organism: Melopsittacus undulatus (budgerigar)
Lineage: Eukaryota; Metazoa; Chordata; Aves; Psittaciformes; Psittaculidae
Gene: MIMS1
Product: family with sequence similarity 210 member A
Exons: 7
Coding region: 499-1359 (286 amino acids)
Cellular component (GO): mitochondrion
Source: RefSeq, a predicted model, not a curated record